GGCGGGGAGCUCCUGCCGUCCGUGACUAUCUCGGAGUUUGGACGACAUCCCUCCGCAGCCCGCCAACCCGAGCGCUUAACGGAUCUGUCUCUCUCGGAGCGGAAAGGCGGCGAUCGCCAUGGAGACUUGAGGGGAGGUUAUAAAGCCGAUCUGGAGAGCCGCCGCCUCGAGUCACCAGCAGGCACACGAACCGGGGGGAUCAGGAGCAGCGGGUGGCCAUGCUGAAACCGCGGGACCUGGGCCCCGGGGCGUCCACGCAGACUUUCCUGGAGGCCAUGAGGGCUGGCCGGAUGCAUCUGGCGCGCUUUGUCCUGGAUGCCGUCGAUGGGACGAUUGUGGAUUUCCGAUCGGACCGAGGACGUUCGCCUCUCAUGUACGCCGUGCUGCUGAAGGACCCGGCGUGGCGACUGGCCUUUGCGCGACUCCUGCUGGAACAUCAGGCCGCCGUCAACCUGAGCGACGACGCCGGGCGCAGCGCCCUCAGUUUGGCCUGCGAGCGCGGCUAUUUGGAGGUCAUCAAGCUGCUGGUUCAGUUCGGCGCCGACCCAGACACGGUGGACGCGCGAGGCUGGAGCCCCCUCAUGUACGCCUCCUCGGAAGGGCGGACGGCGGUGGUCGAGUGGCUCUUGCGCGCCUUCCGCCGCUUCGGGCAGCUCCGCCUCGAGCGCGCCGACCGCGCCGGCCACACGGCGCUCCAGCUGGCCGCCAGCGGGGGCCACCACCAGUGCGUGCGGGCCCUGCGCUCGGCCGGCGCCUUGCUCCUCAUCUUCCCGGCAAGCUCGCAGGCCGGAGACGACGACGACGACGACGACGACGGGGCCGCGUCGGCUGCUUCUCCCCCGCUUCGCGCGGCCGGCGAGCGGCAGCUCCCACAACACCAGUGGAGCGCGCAGGAGCAGAGAUUCCAAGGGGAAGAAGAAGAAGCAGAAGCAGAAGAAGAAGCCGAUGGCCCUGAAGCGAAAAAGGAGCCUUCGGCGACGAGGGGCCGCCAGCUGAUUCGCAGGUCCACGGCCCCUGACUGUCAGAGUCUUCUCAGCCACUGAUCGUGGGCGCGGGCGGGCGGGCGAGGCGGCUGGCAGUGACCCGCUUUUCCUGAAGAGCCGCGGCUCGUCGCAGACGCCUGUCGGGUCCUCGCUUCGUCGCGAAGACGCCGCCGUUAGGAGUGCAUCCGAUCCAGCUUUCCUUGACAAAUUUCUGGGGUUACCCCACUCCGUUAUAUCGUGCUGUUGACUUCAGCUCGUUAGUAUUUUACAAUUCUGCGUCGCUAGCGGGUGGACUGGGAUGUGGCUUCUUGAAGGGAAGGUUUCCUUGAACAAGCAAAUUAGAAGUUUAUUUUUCUUUGCUUAUUAAAUGCGGCGGAAUACCUUCGGUCCUUUUAUGUGUGUGUUUUUAUGUCUUUUCAUACCAAAGCUAUGCAAUAGUUUGUUAAUGCUGCCCCCCCCCCAAAAAAAAGCCCCUCACCUUUUCCUCUGAAAUAAAAGGACUCAAAGUGCUUAGCUCGAAAUCUGCUCUCAUGGUGGUUUUCUGAUGAGGAAAAAAAUUUAUUUCUCAUGUUCAUCAAUCAUUUUUCAGCCAAAGAGCAAGAAAGCCUGAAAGACCAUUAAUAUGUGUUCAUGGCAGUUUCUAUGGGGAUAGUGAGGAUUGUGUUUGUUUAUUUGUUUGUUUAUGUUAUUAGUCCUAAUAAGAACCUAGAAUCAAGUACUAUAAAGAUAAAAGUUACAGGCUUUGAGGUACUAAAGGUACUGAAUGCACAGCCUCUAACAAGAAGCAGAAGAGGCAUAGAAACAAUAAAAAUAAUACGAUAACAUUUCAGAAGGGUAUUAAAGUUAAGACUUAAUUUUAAAAAAGAGCUUAUAUGAUCAAUUUUAUCUUGUAAAUUAUAUUGUUAGCAAUCAUUAUACUAAUGGAAGUGAUAUUUUAAAUGCACAUAUAAACCUGCCUUGAAAAGAA
Molecule: messenger RNA, 1950 nt
Organism: Pantherophis guttatus
Lineage: Eukaryota; Metazoa; Chordata; Lepidosauria; Squamata; Colubridae
Gene: ANKRD63
Product: ankyrin repeat domain 63
Biological process (GO): cellular response to tumor necrosis factor
Cellular component (GO): cytosol
Molecular function (GO): NF-kappaB binding
Source: RefSeq, a predicted model, not a curated record